AUGGAUCAUAAUCAGCAACUCGUUCAAGAGGAAAUUGUCGAAGAAGUAAUUGAUGAUGGCACUGCUCAGUUGUAUGAAGAGAUGAUCGAAGUAGAAGAUGGUGAGGAAGUAUUGUUGGAAGAAGUCGAAGCAAUCAGUGUGGAUGGCACUGAUUAUGAACAUAUCCCAGGAGCCGAUGGUACCUAUCAAUAUGUUGUUCAAAGUACAACCGCAGGAACUCCACGCCUUCAAACAGUAGUCACUUCAGUUGGCAGCAGCAACUCAGCACCACAGCAUCAUUCACGUUUACCCGUCGUAAGAAGCAAUGCCGUGUAUAGCAGCAUUAGCGGUGUACCACAACAAUCUACGGCAACACAGCAUCAACAACAGAACAGUCGACCGUUAAAUUCGCAGCACAUGUACGCCAUACGCGGCAAUCAGUUUUAUCGUUUGGAUAAGUUGGGCAGUAGCAGUGGAACGGGUUCGAUGAAUGUGUCGAAUGUUGGUGGUAUGUUGCAUCAUCGACCCAUCGUACAGAUGGUUCAACGUGGUGGUAAUCCAUCUUCUGGUACCACUUCAACUCCAACAACCAAUGAAAAUAUUCUUCCAAUACGUCAUCAUCAUCAUCUUAAUUCGCAACAACAGCAGCAGCAGCAGUCACAACAAGGUAUUCGUGAGCCGUUUGUCGUUCAGUCGUCACUUCAGCGUAGUGGAACGUCGUCAUCGUCAUCCUAUUACUUACCAAUGCUACAACAUUCCUCGUCGAGUGUCAACCGUACCUCAACCUCAUCUCAUCCGCUAACUCAGUCAGAACCUCGUAUCCCCAUCGCCUAUCACUCCUCCACCGAAACUCCGGUCAACGCGUAUCAGCAAAAUCGUCUUCUUACACCCUUCUUAGCCGCACGAAUGGUUCAACAACAACAACAAAAAAAACGGCAAAGUGGUAUCGGUAUGAAGAAGCCGUGCAAUUGUACCAAGUCGAUGUGUUUGAAAUUGUAUUGUGAUUGUUUUGCGAACGGUGAAUUCUGUAAAGAUUGUAACUGCAAAGACUGUCAUAAUAAUUUGGAGAAUGAGGCAGAACGAUCACGUGCUAUUAAAGCAUCAUUGGAGCGAAACCCGAAUGCAUUUAAACCAAAAAUUGGUGUAGCCAGUCGUGGUCGUGUUGAUUCCGAGCGUUUGCAUCAGAAAGGCUGCCACUGUAAAAAAUCGAAUUGUUUGAAAAAUUAUUGUGAAUGUUAUGAGGCAAAAGUACCGUGCACUGAACGUUGCAAAUGUACAAGUUGCCAAAAUACGGAAAACGAUCGAGCUGCGAGAAUGCGCGGUAAGUUCGGACACGGAGUCAGCGCUGAGAUGCGACAAUUGACCUCUAGUAGUCAGUCGUCCUCCGAAGCACGCACCUCAUCGCCGUUCAGCGACGACGAAAGUGAUGUGGAAUCUCCCGAACCAAGUGAUCCAAAAACUUUGCCAUGGUUCUAUAUGACCGAUGAGGUUGUAGAGGCAGCCACAUUGUGUUUGGUAGCUCAAGCCGAAGAGUUGGAAUCAUCGGAAAGUGCGGUUAGUGAUGAACAGCUCGAGAGGGCAGUUCUGCAAGAGUUCGGUCGUUGUCUCGGACAAAUGAUCGAGAACGCUUCGAAGAAAACGAAUGGUGCUGUCGUUCAUUGA
Messenger RNA from Anisakis simplex (herring worm), 1641 nucleotides. The record is from the annotation of a GenBank genome assembly. Lineage: Eukaryota; Metazoa; Nematoda; Chromadorea; Rhabditida; Anisakidae.